This is a messenger RNA of Saxophila tyrrhenica, 2211 nucleotides long. It is a transcript of the gene ATG13, whose product is annotated as autophagy protein 13. The coding region runs from base 1 to 2211 and encodes 736 amino acids. The record is from RefSeq and is a predicted model, not a curated record. NCBI's taxonomy places the organism in Eukaryota, Fungi, Ascomycota, Dothideomycetes, Mycosphaerellales, Extremaceae. Gene Ontology annotation, cellular component: phagophore assembly site; Atg1/ULK1 kinase complex; cytosol. The transcript is spliced from 3 exons. Gene Ontology annotation, biological process: mitophagy; autophagosome assembly; protein localization to phagophore assembly site.
AUGCAUCAACAUCCUCGCCCGUCGCCGCGGAGCUCGACUCCGGCGACCAACCCAUCGACGAACCCGGAACGCACCAACAACCCGAGAGAACAGCCGCCGACUCGCAACAGAUCGAGCGUGGACUUGACGGCGUAUACUGAAAGAGCUGGUGGUGAGGCCGGUAUGGCUGCUCGUACGGAGGGUGCGGCCAGCGGCAGCUCUGAUAAGGAGAAUGUGCGGCUCAAUCAGAUCAUACAGCAAUUCCACACCAAGUCAGCCUUGAUGAUUUGUGGCUCUCGAGCCAGUCUACCUCCGGCAUAUCUGAAAACGGGAGAGCGACGUCAGAACAGAUGGUUCAAUAUCGUGGUUGACGAGACAGACGUGCUGGCCAACGAUCUCCAGGAGUGGCGAAGAGUCGAUCUCUACAUGGAGAGACCGUCCCCUAUGGUGAUUGAGAUCUAUCUUGAUACGUCCCAUCUGCCUCACAAUCAGGCCCUGCUGUGUGUCGACGAGAGUGGUAGGCCCAGAGAGGUGGCUUCAGCUUCGAGCAGAGACGGUAGCCCGGCGCCGUUCAGGGGCGGGAAGAGGUAUCCUGAGAUCGUUCUGGAGCGCUGGACGAUUGAGCUGGGGGAUCGUGCAAUGCUGUCCAACAAAGAGCUGGACGAGCCCUUGCCCAGCGUGUACAAGAAGGGGGUGGUGGCGUUCAGAUCGCUCUACAGCUUUCUGCGGAUGCUGCCGGCGUGGAGGCUAUAUCGUCAGCUUGGCAGGCAGCCUGGUAGCUCACAGGCUCUUCGCAUGAAGUUUCGGAUCCGACAAGCACACGAACUCAAUUACGACAAGCACGACGACCCACUGACGAGACCACUCUUCGCACCACGAGAACAGCAAGCACCACACUAUGGACUACGAGGAGCGCAGCCUGCCCGAGAGUCAACUCAACAUCGGCAGCAGACACUAUCAGAUCUCCCUACGCCUGCUGGAGCACUGCAAGCGCGUGUUGACCUCCGCAGCCUAUGUGAUUUUACUGUUGCUAGCAGUGAGAGUGUUAUUUCUGCCGCUCUCUUGAGCUCAGACGAGCGCUACCUAACAGCACAAAGCGGCCGCUCUUUGCCAGGAAACCGCUCAGAGCAGCGUCGCGAGCAGUACAGCAGCACAGCGGUUCCUACGACAACGCGAGAACGCCCGAGAGGCCUGCUAGGAGCAUACGGCAGCCUUGGAACAGUUCACGCAACAGACAGACGCAGCUCAGCAGUCGCAGAUACAAGACAGCGAGCACAAGAAGCAGACACGGAAGAAGACGACGCGAUGAAACGCGUCGGCGCGCUCAGAGAAGAGGCUGGCACCUCGCCCAUGCCGCCUGGAUACUUCAAGAAUGGCCCCAUGAACCCAAACCCCUCUCCUCGCCAAAAAGACUCUCCCCUCUCGAAGCUGGGAUCUCUCGCCACAUCGCCACGUCCUACGCCAUCGCCUCGUCCGUCACCAAACCCCAUCUACCCACCGUCACCACAAUACGCCAGCGGCUCAGCAUCCAGCAGCAAGCGGACCUCACUCAAUGCCCUGCCACAGCAACAACUCCGAAACCCCUCCCUCUCCAACGAAGUCGCCGUCGCCUCUUCCGGUUCCUCCUCGCCCAAGCCCGCACCCGUCCGCUACAGCAGCAGCUUCGCCAACCGCCCAAGACGCUGGACAUCAAGCAGCAAGGCAGGCGAAAGCAACACCUCCUCCGGCCGCGGCAGCAGUGACUCCAAAGAAAAGCUCAGUCACCUGCAGGAAGGCACGCCCGGCAGCAGCGGCAGCGGCAAGACCGACGACGAGGACAUCGCGUCCUUCAUCUCCGACCUCGAGCGCUCCAAGGACACGCGCUUCGCCUCGCCGCCCCCCUCCUCCGCCGCCCCGUCCCGCGGCGGCGGCCACGUCGUCAACCUGGGCAAGUACAGCGCGCUGAAGACGGACAGCUCGGCGCUCGCGGAGGAGAUGAGCAGCUCCUCGCUCAUCCAAAGCACGCCGCCCUCCCGACGCUUGUCGAAUGUGCCCGGGCUGUCCGUCUCGUCGUCGCCGUCGCGCGUGCAGCCGCACGCGCCGCACGUGCGUUCUCGGCUGUCGACACACAGCAUUGUGGAGGAGUCGGCGGGUGCGGUGGGGGCUUCGGGGUCGUCGGGGCAGAGAACGGGGAUGCUGGAAGAGGAGGAGGACGAUGAGUUGCCCUUCCUCUUCCAGCAUGAUGAUGAUUGA